Molecule: messenger RNA, 2994 nt
Organism: Dicrocoelium dendriticum
Lineage: Eukaryota; Metazoa; Platyhelminthes; Trematoda; Plagiorchiida; Dicrocoeliidae
Source: the annotation of a GenBank genome assembly
GCCGACAAUCAUGAGUGAUUGUUCACAAAGAAUUCUCGAAACCAGACUUGCAUUAUGUGAAGCAUUGAGAAAACACCACGAUUUUUUGCCGAGACAAACAGAAAUAUUACAGCUCGCCAAUGAACUGGAAGCUUUAAAAGAAAUUGUCCCUUCGCUAACCACCGCGCAUCCUCCGUCUGCUGAUGGCGACAGUAUUCAGCCGUUACCCAAAGCGCAUGCAGAAGUAGUGUCGACUUUAUGCGAAGCCGUUGACAUGUACAACAACUGUAAGUACCUUCUCGCAGUGCAUCGCUCCAUCGAACAAUUGUCCUCCUCUGUCCGGCAGCUGUGUCAGUGCGUCCGGAAACCAAAACUUUGGGAACCAGCUCCCGACGAUCAGGAUUGGAUGGCAGACGAUGAACUCGCCUCGUUGAACGAUACUGCGGACAAUUGUGUCGGAACAUCGUAUCAGCACGAAACGGAUCCAUUUCAUUUUGAGAUAGACGAAGAUUCCUACAAGUUAUGCACGAAUGCUGUGGUAUUAUCGCUUGGAGAGGUGGAAUCUUUGAUGAACCAGCCAACAAAAUUCAGCAAGGACACCACUUUGGUACUUCAUGGCUUUCGUCAAGCUCUGCGCGACCUCAAGAUUCGCCUAAACGAACACAUCGAUCUACUGUGGCGGCAUUGGUUUGUCUGGCACACACGUACUCGUGAAGCGCUACAGAAUAAUCCGCCAAGUAGUUUGUCACGGUUGUUACUUGAUCUCCGGCUCAUUAAUGGAGUACUACCGGGCUCUACUCUUCCAUCGGCAACAGAAGCGAUGGAACUACUGGCGCACCCCGUUGACAAAUGGAUUCCCACGGAUGUGGGGCCUUUUCAUCCAUCUCCUUUAUUGGCUAGUUUGACUGUUUAUGCAAAACCCGAGCUUCUUGCUCAGCUCUUUCGUUUGGUGGAUGCUCUUGGCGAUUUCAGUGGUCGUUUUCAUGACUUCGUUGGGCGUCUCUGGAAGCACAUAUUUGAACCUUGGUUGGAAAAAGCACAGUGUGUAUCGGGUUCGUUGAAGUUCGAGAAAGGCUGGCCUACUCUCAGAUCCACUUACCUGGGCUCGGAUGCCACUGGAAGCAGCGAUUUCGACGAAGGCGAUGAUGUCGCAAUUCAUUAUCCCCGCUUGUUACCUGCAUGGCGACUGGAGCUUGUCGUACCCGAAGCCGCGACCGAUGAAGAUGACGGAUUAAUCUUGUCUUCCUGUAGCCAGCUAGCUUCCGCUUUUCAAGAUUUAUUCACUAACGUUCUCUCACUGCGACCUUCAUCAAACAAACAGUCGUCUAUAUCCUCCGCUCUCAUUAUGGAACACAGUGAUUACUUUGAUGGUGUUUUGGCCCGGAGGUUAAUUGAAGGCAGAUUUUAUUCUGUCUUGCCCUCAGCGAAACAGUGCCGCUCUACAGCCUUUCUCGCCUCAGUAACCCAAGCUGUUUACAGUCUAGCAAUGACGGGUAAGGAGACAGGCUUCCUCAGUGGCGAGCUUAGCGAAAACUUGCCAGUCGAUAAUGUCCAAGGUGGCGCAGCGCUUUUGUUGCGUUGGAUACACAGCCUACCACAAGUAGCUGAAAAACGCCGAACGAACGAAAUUUUAUCAAGAGUUCGAAAUCUGUUUGCGGAUACUAACCUGUUUCGCUUCACACUGUUGGCCGGUACGGCAUCAUGUACUAAGCCUGACCUUGGUGUCGGAUCGCUACAACUUCCUGACGAUGAUGAACUGACUGACGAGGAGCUUUGUGCGUAUGAGCAACAGUCGGCCGACAUGCAUGACUCGCCGGAUCGACUUUUGCCCUCUCUCUCUCGACUGUUGCAAUCAAAGGCCAAUCGAGAGGAUUUAUCGCGAUAUUUGGAUAUGGGCCACUUCCACUUUCCGCUGUGCAAGAUAUCAAAAGUUGUUACUGCUCUCAUGGAUGUCAUCAACGAACUGCUUGUUGAAGCACAAACCUACAUUGACCAUCUGACUGCGGAUCAGGACGCAAUGGAGCAUGAUACCACGCGUCGAGCGACCACGAUAAAGCUUGCGACUGGCAUUAUCGAAUUGGUGCCACGUCUGAUCAUGUCAUACACCUCCAUCGUGCCCACGGUUCACCACCAACUGGAAAAGGACUUAUACCUUGCAGCUCUGUAUCACAACAAUUGUACGUUCUUGGCCCACGAAUGUCUCACUUUGGGUGAGACUCGCUUAAAUCCCUUGAUCCAAAAGAUUCCACCUGAUGAUGAGAACGAUAAACAACGAGCACUUGAACGAUUGGCCUCUGUUAGCACGUGUGUCUUAGUCACACAUCUUCGGACUGCUGGAAUUGAGGUGCUCUUACGCCACCUGCAUAGGUACCGUGAACAAAUAACGGAAGAAGUGAAGCGAACUCGCGGAUUACGUGACCUUAGUCUUCCCAAUAACCGCCAGCGUCGCACUGAAUCUUUACGUGCGUGUCUAGACCUUCUUCGCUCGGUUUCUUGUGGCCUGAGGCCCCUAUCCACCUCCAUGUACUACCAUUGUAUAGGAUCUCUCUGUGAUGAACUCUGCGAAGAGUUGGUAGUUAAUAUUUUACGGUUGAUCGACCUGACCACCGAAGAUUGUGAAGUUCUUGCCAGUCUUCUUCAUGAAGUUGAAAAAGAGAUCGAGGAAUUAUUCUCCACUUAUCCUGACCCGGAGCUCCGAGGCUCUACAACACACCCACCUCUGGACGAGAUUCUCAAACACCGCGUACCUCAGCUUUGCCGUAUUCGUGGGAUUAUCUCCAUACUCACUUCGUGCACUUUGGUCGGACUGAAGGAGAGAUUGUGGAACCAUGGUGAAGGACCGCUUGCUGUGACAGCGCAAUUGCGGCCGUCAGAGGUCCGGUCAUUGGUUGAGGCCGUAUAUAGUCAAUCAAAACUCCGAGACGAAUUCCUAAAGGAAUUGCGAUGAGAACCUCUAUAAUUUUAUUUCUUUAUUCGUUGCCUUCUAUUUCAAGAAUUAUUGUUUCUACGCAUUUA